Enterobius vermicularis (human pinworm) is the source of this 206-nucleotide messenger RNA. The record is from the annotation of a GenBank genome assembly. Lineage: Eukaryota; Metazoa; Nematoda; Chromadorea; Rhabditida; Oxyuridae.
CGUAAAAAAGAUCUGGUAAAAUUAGCGCAAGGUGAAUAUGUUUCACUUGGUAAGCUUGAAGCUUUUAUAGCCACUAUGCCGUAUGUCGAAAAUGUUUGUGUUUGUGCAAAUCAAAUGAGGGACUAUGUGGUAGCACUCAUUGUUCCUCGUCAAGAAAAGCUGUUUGAACUGGCUCGAACGGUAAGGAAUUUAUCACACAGUUAAUU